Molecule: messenger RNA, 2433 nt
Organism: Gamsiella multidivaricata
Lineage: Eukaryota; Fungi; Mortierellomycota; Mortierellomycetes; Mortierellales; Mortierellaceae
Product: Metallo-dependent phosphatase-like protein
Exons: 2
Coding region: 105-2126 (673 amino acids)
Biological process (GO): polyphosphate catabolic process
Cellular component (GO): fungal-type vacuole
Molecular function (GO): endopolyphosphatase activity; exopolyphosphatase activity
Source: RefSeq, a predicted model, not a curated record
GUCAUCGUUGUCUUCUCUACAAAUCCCAACAGCUCCACUUUCCCGUCUUGCUCUGGCCUCUUCAAGGAAAAGGCAACAGGUAAUAAGGGAAACAGGUUCGAUCCAUGGAAAAAGUCUCUCUUCUGCCGCCUUGGUCAGGUCGCAACCAAGGGGCUUUUUCUUCCUCCGCGAGCCAUCAAACGCAAGCACCUCGCUCAAAAAGCCCAAAGAGCACUGGAGCCCGUGUUUGUCUCCAAUCCACAAGUGGUCGGUCAUCGUCGCCGUCGUUGCAGUCGUACAUUCAACUGCAAGUCGGCAAUGCCUUCUGUCGAACAACAUCAAGUCCUAGAGGAUCACUCUGGUCUGGCAGCCGUCCUGCACAGUUUCUGCUUGCAUGCUGCGUACUGUCCUGCCUCUUGAGCCACCUGCCUUUGUCAUCCUUCUGUGCAGCUCAGAUCCGUCGCAACCAUGAUCCCGAUGAACGUCUCACAGGACAGUUCUUGCAUAUCACAGAUAUCCACCCCGAUGAAUAUUAUAUCGCCAGCGGCUCGAUCUCAUCGUCGUGCCACAGGAACACAACCGAUGAUGACAAGUGGCAAACGAUGCGACCUGGUCGCACUGACGGCUUUGGUGGCGUCUACGGGUCCCCUUAUUCGAUCUGCGACAGCCCCUUCACACUCACCAAUGCGACCUUUGACUGGAUCGACAAGAAUCUCAUCGGCAAGAUUGACUUUGUGGUGUGGACUGGAGAUAAUGCAAGACAUGACUCUGACAACGAAUAUCCCCGCACACAAAAGGAGAUUGAGGUCCUGAACAGACAAAUCGCCAACAUGUUCCUCAAGACAUUUACACCUGACGAAGACGACCCGUUCCAGCAACGGGUCCCAGUUAUCCCCUCGAUCGGCAACAACGAUGUGUAUCCCCACAACAUUAUGGAGGCAGGACCUAACAGGAUUCUUCAGCACUUUUCUGACAUUUGGUCCGAGUUCAUUCCAGAGAGCCAGUACCAUACGUUCCAGCAUGGCGGAUACUAUACAGUCGAGGUUAUUCCCGACAAGAUCUCCGUCAUGGCCCUUAACACUCUUUACUUUUUCAACCAAAACGCGGCCGUGGACGGGUGCGACGAGGAGGAUGAGCCAGGAACGGACCAGAUGGACUGGCUAGAGGUGGAACUCGAGUCGAUGAGGAAGAGAGGGAUGACAGCAUACCUGACAGGACAUGUGCCUCCAGCUCGCAAAUCGUACUCGCCCAGUUGCUUUGUUCGGUACACGGAUAUCGCGCUGAGGUUCCAGGACGUGAUUGUCGGACAUCUGUAUGGUCACGCCAACAUUGACCAUUUCUUUAUCCUCUCGCAAGCGACACUGAAGGAUGACGAAGACCGAAAGAAGGCACUGGAAGAGGCACGCCUCUUAGGCGAGAGUGACUCGGAGAUCGCGUUGUCGAAGGUCAUGCAGGACGAUGCUCCCGAUUUUGAGUACGAUCAGUUCCAUACGUUCGGGCUAAGCUCGUACCUGCUUGAGCUCUGGGAGCAGUAUGAGGACAUUCCAAAGCGGAUCAAGCUGAGUGAUUAUGCUAUCGUUCUGGUUUCUCCCUCUGUAAUCCCGACAUACAACCCCACCCUUCGAGUGUAUGCAUACCAGCUGGCGACCGAGAGAGGUAGCGACAUGUCUACAUCUGUAAACCCCGUUAAAGAGCUGGGCGGAUGGAUUGUCGCUGAUGAUACGCAGGAAAAGAUGCGAUAUGAUGGCGAGGAGUUGGAGGACCUUGUUCUGGACCAGGACGACGACCCGGAAGGUCUCAAGGAAAAGAAGAAACCCAAGAAACCCAAGAAACCCAAGAAACCCAAGAAACCCAAGAAACCCAAGAAGCCUAAGCGACCAGCAAAUCCUCCAGCAGCACCACCAACCACGUUCGGAUUUCCACUUAAUUAUACACAGUACUGGGUUAAUCUGACGCAAGCCAAUAUGGAGCUGAAACAGCCCGAGUACGUGAUCGAGUACAGGACUCACGAGGAAUGGGGGCUCAAGGAUCUGAGUGUUUCAGAAUGGCUGGGUCUGGCAAGGCGGAUUAUCCAUGAUGAACGCGUGAAGAAGCAGUACCUGGCCUGGAUGGUGGUCUUGACUGGAGCAGAGAAUGAUUCUUACUGAGAUCAGCUGGAGCAUGGCAUGUUGUAUAUACUACUAGGCGAACUUCCCGCGGCUAACGUCUCGGGUCCGACAUGACACAAAAAAAGAAGAGCAAAGCGUGGUUUCCUCCACACAACUCUGAUCCACAGCCUUCUUCCCACCACCUGAAAGAGCGAAAAAAUGGUCCAUGAGAUGUCUGAGGGACACACGAAAGAUAUGAUGGCCCGUGGCACACUCCCCAAAACGAAUCCUCCAACAGAGCCGUCUUCUCGUAAUUGUGGUAAUUUGUGAGAGUGUGUCCACUCGACCCUUUUUUUUUUUUUUUUUU